AUGCGAAAACCGAAAGGUCCCAAACUGUCGCUUGUAUUUGAUGAAGAUAAACGCAGAGAAUAUUUAACAGGUUUUCGCAAACGCAAAUUAGAACGGAAAAAGAAAGGCCGUGAAUUAGCUCAAGCGAAACUAGCCGAGGAGAUCAGGGCGGUAAAAAUGAAGUAUCGUGAGGCGGCACGGAAACGCCUGGCCGGUCUCGGUUUAGCUGACUUUAUGGAAGACAACAACUUAGACACAGUGGUCGCCCAAGAAGAGCGUAUUGUUGGAGAUCGCAAGGUGACCUUUGAACAUAUCGAUUUGAGCAACUCACACUACUUCAUGGGCUCCAACAAAGCUGAUAUUCAACCACAGAUCUUACCCGAUGUGAUAGAAAAGCCUUCGAUGUCUCUCAAAGCGGCACUGAAAAUGAAUCCUUCAAAGAAGAAACUGAGAAAUCGAGGGAUGGUAAAGAAACGACACGGAGCCCAUUCGCGAACCACCGCAAAGAAAAAGCGGCGGUGA
Echinostoma caproni is the source of this 501-nucleotide messenger RNA. NCBI's taxonomy places the organism in Eukaryota, Metazoa, Platyhelminthes, Trematoda, Plagiorchiida, Echinostomatidae. The record is from the annotation of a GenBank genome assembly.